UUCCUGGAUCAUUUUCCCCUUUUGUCUCACCCUCAGCCCCUCACUAGGCACUCUCUCACUCUCUCUCUCUCUCACUCUCUGGCUCUCCGUCUCUCAGUCUGUUCUCUCUCUCUCCCCAGAGAAGCUAGCAAUCUCUAUGGCUCUUUUUCCGUUUCUGCUUUACUAUUUAUCUGGCCCUCGAUUAUUGGAUUCUUUCAGAAGUUUUUUCUUCAUACCGACAUGCCUGGCUCUUCUUACUUCUCUUUUCAUUCUCGUUUAUGUUUCUUCAACCUCAAAGUUUUUCAUUCAUCAACACCAUCCACAUCUUAUGAUAAAAUCACCAAUCGGUUCUUCAAGAAUACCUCCUACGACACACCAAAUUGCACAUGAUUCGUCUCACAGUCCCUCUACAAGUGCUCCCGAUGUGCCUCCCGAGUCGCUUGAGGCUAGUAAAAUCCUGCCGCUCUGGAACUACACUCGUGAAGGAAUUGAGAAUCUUCGGUAUAUGGAAAGUCACCAGCCUAUUGGUUCAAAUGGAAACCCUGUGAAUAACGAGGUCUUUCAUGACAAAGAUAUCUUUCUCGAAGACUAUGAAGAGAUGAAUAGAAGCUUUAAGAUAUAUGUUUAUCCUCACAGGGAAGACGAUCCCUUUGCAAAUGCACUCUUGCCAGUGGAUUUUGAACCUGGGGGUAAUUAUGCCAGUGAAAGUUACUUCAAAAGAGUUCUUAUGAAAAGCCACUUUAUCACAAAGGACCCUUCAGAGGCGGAUCUCUUCUUUUUGCCCUUCUCCAUUGCAAGGUUGCGGCAUGACCCAAGAGUAGAUGUUGGGGGAAUUCCAGAUUUUAUCAAGGCAUACAUCUCCAACAUUAGCCAUACCUAUCCUUACUGGAAUAGGACUGGAGGGGCUGACCAUUUCUAUGUUGCUUGUCAUUCAAUUGGAAGAUCAGCAAUGGAAAAAACAAAUGAAGUGAAAUUUAACGCUAUUCAAGUUGUGUGCUCGUCAAGUUAUUUUCUCUCUGGGUAUGUUGCUCAUAAGGAUGCAUCCUUGCCUCAAAUUUGGCCGAGACAAGGUGAUCCACCAAACCUUUUCUCAUCAAAGAGGAAAAAACUAGCCUUUUUUGCUGGAUCAGUAAACUCCCCAGUACGCCAAAGGCUUAUUGAAUCAUGGGAAAAUGACACUGACAUCUCUGUGCACUCUGGUCGUCUCAAGACACCAUACACUGAUGAGCUUCUUGAAAGCAAAUUCUGCCUCCAUGUCAAGGGUUUUGAAGUGAACACUGCACGUAUUGGGGAUGCAAUGUAUUUUGGUUGUAUUCCUGUUAUCAUAGCGAACUACUAUGAUCUACCUUUUGCAGACAUACUGAAUUGGAAACACUUCUCACUUACUGUUGCUACAUUAGACAUCCCAUUGCUGAAGAAAAUCCUACAGUCAGUAAGCUAUGAUCAGUACUCAACAUUGCAGAGGAACUUGUUGAAGGUGCGUAAACAUUUCAAGUGGCAUCCUUUUCCAGUAGACUAUGAUGCUUUCUAUAUGGUCAUGUACGAGCUUUGGCUUCGACGAAGUUCUGUUGUAGUUCCAUUGAAUGGAUGGGUAGAGCUCUGAUCAAGUUCUACCUGUAUGUAUGUACCACCACAUUUUGAUCCAAUACGAUUUUCUUGCGCCGUUCCUUUUGUUUGUUUCGAUCUUUUAAGGAGAAAAGAUUUUACAGCUUGGCAAGCAACUCAUUGAUCUGUUUUUUAUAAAGAGGCCAUUAACCAA
Molecule: messenger RNA, 1738 nt
Organism: Nelumbo nucifera (sacred lotus)
Lineage: Eukaryota; Viridiplantae; Streptophyta; Magnoliopsida; Proteales; Nelumbonaceae
Product: putative glycosyltransferase At5g03795
Molecular function (GO): glycosyltransferase activity
Source: RefSeq, a predicted model, not a curated record